Molecule: messenger RNA, 2092 nt
Organism: Rhipicephalus sanguineus (brown dog tick)
Lineage: Eukaryota; Metazoa; Arthropoda; Arachnida; Ixodida; Ixodidae
Exons: 3
Coding region: 1009-2034 (341 amino acids)
Source: RefSeq, a predicted model, not a curated record
UGUUUUCAUAUGAUAUGCGAGGGCACAACGGCGAGAGUACAGUCCACUGUGGCGAGGGCAGGCGCUGUCCGACGUUUGCAACUUGGAUCUGCAGUUGCGCGAUCGCGCGCCUCAACUCUCAACGCUCGAAGACGAAGCGCGUCGUACCAUUUUUUGUUUAUUUUUUUUUUUCGGGCAGUAAAUGAGAGACGAAUACUCGAGCUUCGUUAUACGCUGUUUUCCGUACCACAUCCCAUUCAAUUCAUGCCGCGGUGUCACACAGUGUACUGCUGAUCCCGACUAAACGAUCACGAAUGUUAGAUCCGGAUCAGGUCCGAUAGCGACCAGAUGUGACCGCGCAACACCGGUAUCACGCACGGUGCAUUUUCGAUCACGAUCGCGCCUAAUCGGGAUGGAGUUUCUUGAUCACGAUUGGCAAGCCAAUCCGAUGCCCCACGGUGGGUUGCGCCAGGUUACUAAGGGUCAACCAACCAACCAAUCGCAGAAUAUCUGGAUCGGGCUUGAACACGACCGAAAGUGCGUGACACGCGAAUGCUCGAACGCACUAUGAAUGAACUGUUGGGUCAGUCGAAUUUUUUUCAACCUCGUAGUGAUUUUAUUUGGCCGCGAUUCGGCACAGUGCGCAAGCAGCUGAUGCAGACGACGACUACGAUUCGAAACCUGCGCGAACCAGGCGCGUGGCGCGAGCUCGGGUUCCAAUCUGAUCCGCGCGACGGCCGAACGCCAGCGUGCCGUGCUCUUACUUGCCAGGCGAAAAAGAAGCAGCGCCCCGCCGCCGGAGUUCCUUCGAAGCGCGGUUCACUAGCACGUACUGGCCAAGGCAUCCCUCUCAGAGCCGUCGCGCGAUUAUCGUCCGUGUUUUCCCGGUCGUAGUAUUUAGUAUAUAGAAAACGCCGCGACUGCCGUGAUUGUGGUCCCGGUCUACCUGCAGCGACAGCACACGACAGUACCCCCUUUCGCCACGCGCUAGCACAGCGAACCCCUUUCUCCCUUGUCGAGAUCGCAACGAUGGCCAGUUACGAGAUCGUUCUGUUCCUGCUGGCGCUCCUGAUCGGCCUGGUGCUGCGGCGAGCCGCUCCGGUGCCAGAAAUCGGCGUCAUCGAGCAGCUCGAGCGCAAGCUCAACAGCCUGGAGAACCAGAAGCGCAAGCUCAAGCGACAGCUGGCCGACUUCAGGGCGCGGGCGAGCAAGAGCGAGACUAGGCUGCUCGAGGACACGUCGGCGACGCGCGAGGGACAGGCGCAGAUGUACGUAGAUCUUGACAAACAUCGUUCUGACCUUGAGGACGCAUCCCACGAGCUGGAAGUACGUGCACACAAUCAUGAAGAGGCGGUGAGGCUUCUCCACUUUUGUCGCUCCACAAUACUGGAGAACCUUUCCAGUGCCAUUGAACUUGCCGAGAGGCGCAAUGCUGCAGUGUCGAAGCUGUACUUUGAGGUAUUUGGGGAGACCAACGGCAAUGUUCAGCUGCUCAGUGAGCUCACUGAUCCCUGGAGGCGAUGGGCUGAACUGCUGGCCGUGCAGCGGGACCGUGCAGACCGUGUCUUCACCCACUGCCUCGAGAGGGCAACCCGCCACAAGAAAAUAGAAGUUGAAGACCUGCCGCCUUCUGCAGGCGUUCAGCUCUCAUGGCAGGAACCAGACUACGGCUUUGACCGCAUCCUGGACUUGGUGCGGCUGCGGCUAUCCUCCCCCAUCUCGCGGUCGGAGAGUGUGGCGGACUUCGAGUACCUGCGCUGUGCCAGCAACCUGUCUCCGGCGAGUACCCUCUGUGGUGGUGGCAGUGGUAAUGGCGGUGGAGGUGGCAGCUCUGUGAGCAACACCAACUGCUUCGGCACGGUGCGCAAGUCUGGUUACCUGCGCCUCGCACGCACGCUGCACAAGCGCAUGCCAGAUGUGCCCGAGGAGAGGCUGGUGGCCUGCCUGGAGACACUGCGCUCGCAGAAUGGGGGCCUCACAGGGCUCCGCAUCAGCGAGAUCCGCGAGGAAGUGUCGCGCCUCAUCCAGGAGUGGCCUUCUUCGGCGGUGCGGUGAUGCAGCCCCACCUCCUCCCCGCUCAUCUCACUCACAUCCCUCAUCCUCAUCAUCAGGU